This is a messenger RNA of Dictyostelium discoideum AX4, 1284 nucleotides long. RefSeq names its product superoxide dismutase (gene sodB). The record is from RefSeq and is a predicted model, not a curated record. The coding region runs from base 1 to 1284 and encodes 427 amino acids. Gene Ontology annotation, biological process: superoxide metabolic process. Gene Ontology annotation, molecular function: superoxide dismutase activity; copper ion binding; metal ion binding. Gene Ontology annotation, cellular component: plasma membrane. The transcript is spliced from 2 exons. Lineage: Eukaryota; Evosea; Eumycetozoa; Dictyosteliales; Dictyosteliaceae.
AUGAAUAAAUUAAUUAUCUCUUUAUUAAUUGUUUUAUCAGCAAUCUCUAUCAUUUCAGCAGAUUACCAAUAUGGUUAUUGUAAAUUUGGUUCUGUUGGUACUGUAAAUCAAAAUAUUACAGGUUAUGUUACAUUAACUGCACAAGAUGGUGCCCUUAAUUUAGUUUAUAAUAUAAGUUCAAUUAAUUUACCAACUGGUUCAUAUGCAACUGCAAUUAUGACAUAUGGUUAUAAUCCAUCAAAUAAUACUGAUUUAGGUGGUGUUUUCCAAGUUGAUGGAAAAGGUACAGAGCAAUGUCAAUCAGGAGGUUCCAGAGCAGGUGAUUUAUAUAAUCUCUAUGUUAAUGAUAAUAGAAUUAGCAGCAAUUUCGAUAGUUUGACAUCAGUAUCAAUUGUUGACUCACCAAAUUCGAUCAUUGGAAGAUCGAUUGCAAUUUUCCAAGAGUCAUAUUCAUGUGAUUUAUUGAAAUCAUCAGUUGGAACAUCAGUUGGUCCAUUGACAACCGUUGUUGCAUCAUGUAUUAUUGGUAUUGGUAAUUCAGCAAAUGUGCCAGCCACCAAUGGUGUUAAUACAACCACUGGCAAUGCAAAUACUGCUGGUGCCUACUCAAGCUUAUCAAAUACUCAAUAUGACGCAAUGGUUUUGUUGGCAAAUACCACCAAAUCUCCAUCUGCCGCUAUUGGAGGUUCCGUCUUGUUUAGAUCUUCAUCAAAUUCAGUUUCAGUAAAUGGUAUUGUAAGUGGUGUUGCUAAAAGUGUACAUGGUUUCCAUAUUCAUGCAUUUGGUGAUUUAACCACUGUUGAUGGUGCUUCAAUUGGUGGUCACUGGUUAUCAGGCGCACAAGUCCAUGCUUUCCCAGAGAAUACAUCAAGACAUUUCGGUGAUUUAGGUAAUCUUUGCAUCUUUGAUAACGAUUUCAAAAAUGCCUAUUAUUAUCUCUCAACUAGUUACUUUUCAUUCUCUGGUUUAGUUGGCAGAGGUUUCGCUGUUCAUGCCGCUAGAGAUGAUGGUAACACUUAUGUUGGUGGUGAUCGUGUUGCUCAAGGUGUUGUUGCUUUAAUUCCAAAAGCUGCUACAACUUUAAAUCAAGUUCCAUCUAAUUGGAAAUACGAAGUUAUCUGUUCAAAUGGUACUUACACUGGUGAAUCAACAAUUGAACCAUCACCAACUCCAUCAACAACUCCAACUCCAACCGAAACUUCACAACCAGGUACUUCAUCUUAUCUCGCUCCAUUCUUUGUUUUGAUUUUAUCUUCUUUAAUUUCUGUUAUUUUAAUUUUAUAA